GUCCGUCUGCAGGUGCAACAAUGGCUGUGAUGCUUCUCCUGCUGACCUUUGGGGUCGGGCUUGGAUCUACAAUGGAUGCUGUUCAGGCACCACUUCACCUGGAUCUCGCUCCCAACUCUGUUGACGACAUGUAUAAAGGAUGUGAUUCAAAAAUGGAACAACUGGCAGCAGAGCUCUUGGAAAAGGAAAAAAGUAUGAACCGAACCUUUACGCUGGCUUGGCAUAAAGCACAAAAUAAAUUUGAAGCGAAAGCCAAAAAGAAAUUCCAACAGUGCCUCAACAAGAUCCGCAACAAGAUCCAGUGCAAGAUCACUGGCAAGAUCACUGGCAAGAUCACUUUGAAGGAGAAAAUGGCCGUCUACGCUUACACUCUGGAGCAGCCCAAGCUUUAUGCAGAGUUCAAUCAGGCCGUGCGCACUGAGGCAUCCUCCUACAGAACCACCUUCCAAUAUCACGCUCUCCACUUCUACCUGACCACUGCUGUUCAAAGACUCAAAUCGAAGCAGGGCAGGAGAUGUCGCACUGUCUACCGGAGGGUUGGACUCAGCUUUCGCCGAGACGUUGUGAACAAAUCCUUUCGGUUUGGCUCAUUCACCUCCAGCAGCAUGAACGGCUACGCGAGCCCAGCAUUUGGUAAAACAUGCUUUAAGAUUGAGACCUGCUUUGGGGCAGCCAUUUCUCAAUAUUCAAAAUUUCCAAAUGAACGCGAAGUCCUCAUCCCUCCCUACGAGGUGUUUACAGUGAUAUCUGUGAGGAAAUACCCUCGGCCUACAUGUGCUGUGGAGUACCAGGUCAAGAGUACCAGAAAAACACAGUCGAAUUUGAAUUGUGCACUUGUCAAAAAACAUUCAGGCAGCUCAAAUGCCUUCAAGCCUUCACAGAUGUUUGGACUUCGAAUGAUGUUGCUUCUUGUGUGCGCCAUGCUACUUUACAUGCAUUGAAU
Molecule: messenger RNA, 943 nt
Organism: Synchiropus splendidus (mandarinfish)
Lineage: Eukaryota; Metazoa; Chordata; Actinopteri; Syngnathiformes; Callionymidae
Product: ecto-ADP-ribosyltransferase 5-like
Exons: 2
Coding region: 21-941 (306 amino acids)
Molecular function (GO): NAD+-protein-arginine ADP-ribosyltransferase activity; NAD+ poly-ADP-ribosyltransferase activity
Source: RefSeq, a predicted model, not a curated record